CGCACGCGCUCGUCAGAGAAGGCUUGUCCGAGUGCUCUGUUGUUAUGGGCCGGAGGAAAGCGACGGGUGGUGGGUCCCUCGGCCGGACCCUUAUCCGCCGUAAGAAUCUGCAGAGCCGUAGCCAGCGUCACACCGACUCCUGGGUGCACACAGCUGAACUCAGUGAUGGCUAUGAUUGGGGUCGUCUUAAUCUUCAAUCAGUGACUGAACAAAGCUCCCUUGAUGACUUCCUUGCAACUGCAGAACUUGCAGGAACAGAGUUUGUGGCUGAAAAGCUUAAUAUUAAGUUCGUGCCUCGUGAGGCUAGGACUGGACUGCUGUCUUUUGAGGAGAGCCAGAGAAUUAAGAAACUCCAGGAAGAAAACAAAGAGUUCUUGUGCAUACCAAGGAGACCAAACUGGGACAAACAAACUAGUCCCGAAGAACUCAAACAGGCAGAGAGAGAGAACUUUCUGGAAUGGAGGCGCCAGCUUGUCCGGCUGGAAGAGGAACAGAAGCUCAUACUGACUCCGUUUGAAAGAAAUUUGGACUUUUGGCGCCAGCUCUGGAGGGUCAUUGAGAGAAGUGAUAUUGUGGUCCAGAUAGUAGAUGCUCGAAACCCACUCCUGUUUAGAUGUGAGGAUUUGGAAUGUUAUGUGAAAGAACUAGAUGACCAUAAGGAGAAUGUUCUUUUGAUAAAUAAGGCAGACUUGUUGACUGCAGAGCAGCGGAGUGCCUGGGCCUCCUACUUUGAAAAAGAAGACGUGAAGGUUAUUUUCUGGUCAGCUUUGGCUGAAGCCAUCCUGCUGAAUGGCAUCCCAAAGAAGCAAGUAAAUAGAGGUGCUGGAGAAACCAACACAGCUGAGUCUGAAAACUCUGAUUUCGAUGAGGCUGGAAUUCCAUACGAUGAGACUGAACGUCUCCCAGGCAGGGGUUCUCCCUCACUUAGUGAAGGUGCCUCCAGUGAUGAAGACGACAGUGAGUAUGAGGACUGUCAGGAGGAGGAGGAAGAAGACUGGCAGACAUGUUCGGAAGAAGACAGCAACUUUGAAGAGUCCCGUGGCCAGGACUGGAAGAAAAGCUGUACUGUGGAUUCUGAUACUCAGGACAGGAGAACCCCACAGAAGAGGCAGACACACAAUUUUAGCCAUCUAGUAUCGAAACAGGAAUUACUGGAGAUCUUUAAGCAGCUACACACUGGGAAGACGGUGAAAGAUGGACAACUUACUGUUGGACUGGUGGGGUACCCGAACGUUGGUAAGAGUUCAACAAUCAACACCAUCCUGGGCAACAAGAAAGUGUCUGUGUCUGCCACACCUGGUCACACCAAGCAUUUUCAGACUCUGUAUGUGGAACCUGGCCUCUGCCUCUGUGACUGCCCAGGCCUGGUGAUGCCAUCCUUUGUCUCCACCAAGGCAGAGAUGAUUUGCAAUGGAAUCCUACCGAUAGACCAGAUGAGAGACCACGUCCCAUCUGUGUCACUAGUUUGCCAGAAUAUUCCGAGACGUGUUCUAGAAGCUACCUAUGGAAUUACCAUCAUAAAGCCUAGAGAGGAUGAAGACCCUCAUCGACCUCCAACCUCAGAAGAGCUGUUGACGGCUUAUGGAUGGUUGAUGUACUUGUUGUUUCUGCUGACCUUGCUUACACAGUAGCCUCCAAGUAGCUAACUUGGUGAUGGUUUCAGGAUCCAGCAGUAAAUGAAGCAGAACUGACUGCUGUCUGAGUAGGAUUUUACUUCAGUACGUUAAGUGCUUUUUAGAGUUAGAAAAGGAGGUGCUCUGUAUCCCUUGCCGCUUCCCCAGGUCUGUUCUCCCCUAACCUUCACUGGAGGCAUCAGAUCCCUGACGAACCACGUGUCUUCCCCUAAAGGAGGCCUAGAUGGUGGAGCUCAGGGCCCGUCAGCAGCUGCCACAGCUUCUAAAGAAAAAGCCUUUAGGGCAUUCUGAUGGUACCCAGGUGCAGACACAGGGGAUCUGAUGUGAGGCUGCUCUUGGCUUUUUCUGGGGUCUUCUUCCAAACAGAGAAGAAAAGGGACAUUGGAAAGAAAAUGAAUAGGUUUACCAGAGGAGGAUAAGGGAACAUGAGGCAGUAAGCCCCCAGAAAUUGGGACAGAGCAGAGCUUGGUUAGGAUAAGGACGUAAAGCAUCCCCCCUCCCCCCUGCCAUCUGUCCCUUGUAAACCUUGUUUGACAUUAAAAUGAACCCGUAGCUAUCCCACCUCCAUGUCUUACCCUGGUUUCUCAUGGGAUUUCUUUUUGCCUGUGUAGACAGAUUCGUGGUAUGACUUGUGUAGUCACAGAAUCAUAGAACUGGAAGGCACCUUAAAAACCACCCACCCCACUUUCCAUCCCCCCUUUAUAAGACAGUCUGAAAUCAGAGCAUGAAAUAACUUGCCCAAGGUGAUAUAGCUGGCCAGUGGCAGAGCUUGGAUGAGAAUCCGUAUUUCCUAAUCCACACUUCUUAUGGUAUGGCAGCAGAAAAGAUCAGGAAAAGUGGGCUUCCCGCCCUAGCUUUUCUUUCUGUUGCCCCUUUUUAAAUAAAACUUCCAAUUUGAUUUGACUUACAGAUAAAACUAAAAAUAAUUGAGUCUUUAAGGUUUUCAUCUAAUGCUAUCUGAUAAAAUCAGAGAAAGGAAAAGGAUGAAACACAGUUUCUGAAAUCACCAUCUGCAGCUCCGUGCAGAAUAAAGUCUCUGACAAUUAAGUUCAGAGAAAUUUUGUAGAAUGGAGCUUUAGAAAUAGGUUUAUUAUACCAUAGGUUGAACACAUUUUAAUUGCAAAGGACCUUGCCAAAUUACUCUCAUUUUAAUUUUUAUUUGUUUGAUUACUCAGUGGAAAGACCUGGCAACUGCUUCCGAAAAGUCAGCCACUGAAAACCCUAUGAAUCAAGUUCUGUUCUGCCACAUAUAGGGUCACCAUGAAUCCGAGUUGACUCAGCGGCAACUGGUUUUUGGUUCCGUAAUUGCUGGGGAAGUUGAGCAUCUUUCCAUAUGUUUGUGGACCAUUUAUAUCUCUUCUAGGAAUCACCUUUUUUGCGUGAGCGGUUUGUCCUGUUAAUGAUUUGUGUAAGAGUUCUUUGUUGUAUGCGCUGCAAAAGUUUUUCCCAUUUAUGUUUAUUUAGAGUUUCUUUAGCCCUAUAGAAGUUGAUAAUUCUAAUGCAUAGACUAUUUUUUUUUCUCUUUGGUUUGGCAGGGUCUGGUGUUUUAGUUAGAAAGGGCAUCCCUAUCUUAAAGGAUAAAACAAUUUUCCUAUAAUUUUAUUCUUUUUAACCUUUUAGUUUUUAAUCUGCCUAAAGACCCAGCAUACAGGUUAUUAUGUGAGAGAGCUGCAUUUUGAACCCAAAGUGUCUACAGAAGCUGGUGGUCUUAACCACUAUACCCUGCCAUUUUCUUCUAAAUGAGUUAGUAUUCAGAGGGUCCUCGUCUUGUAUUCGGUGUGUAAAUAUCAGGUAUAUCAUUAAGUAAGGAAACUCACUCUCCAACUCCGGGCGUUUCAGUGACGUUGAUGCCAUAGCAGUCUUCUCCCAGUGCUCUCCGUGAAGAAACUCCGCAGUCAAGGGAUGGAAGGAGAGACUGAAGUAGAGGGAAAUUGAAUGUGUCUGUCACAGUGAGUCGUGCUGGGUGGUGGUUCUCUUGGAUGAGCAAAUGUUUUUAAUGCUAAUCAAAGUAUUUUCAACAGUAAGUACUUCUUAAAAGCACAGAGUGAGGACGCUUAGUGUGACAGAAAGGACCUAGGUUCCAUCACCUCUGUUGUCUUUGUUGCGAUAUUCUGUCUUCUCACUUAGCUUUUGCAAAGUUCAUUUUUCCUCACAGAUCUGCGAGGAUUCAUGACGGCUCACGGGCAGCCAGACCAACCUCGAUCUGCGCGGUAUAUCCUGAAAGAUUAUGUCAGUGUAAGUGAACUCUGCUCUUGAUUGCUCUUGAAUAAGCAGGUUGAGAUUGUGUUAUAACUGAGGUUGUACUCUUGAUCCAAGGGAGGUAGCCUCGUAUAAAUCAUGACACUGACUUAUCAACGUAUUGUGAAAGGAAAAUGAAGAGCUAGCUCUAAACACCUGUUAUUAAUGAAAAUGGGAAGUUUAUGUCUGGUUGUCGUAUUUCCUGCAGCCCUUUGCUUGUUUCUGUUAUCUGUUAACAGAUGAUUAUCCCAGUCUUCCUUGUACCGUAGUUGUUUACGUCCCUAUGUCCCUACACCUAGGCGGUAGCGGUAGUAAUACUAGCUAACAUUUAUCAAAAGCUUACUCUGCUGGGAACAGAUCUAAAUGUUUUACACGUAUUGUCAUUAAAAUUAAAAACAUGUAACAAGUCUGUGCGGUUAUUACCCCAUUUUACAAAAGAGAGUAUCACUUAAGUUUUGGGUUUUCCUCAGUAAAAUGGGGAUAAUAACAGCACCUACCUCAUGGGAUUAUUAUGGGGAAUAAAUAAGAACAGUGCGUAUAUAUAUAAAGCACUAAGCUUCAGUGCCUGGCGUUUAAUAAUCUCCCAGUAAUUGUUAGGUGUUAGCAGUGAGUUUAAUCCUUUCCAUGAAUAAGCAUUACAGGGCCCUGUUAAUAACUAGUCAUGAGGAUUUGGCUUUAUUCCCUUUUCAAGACUGUGGCAGUGGUGUUUUUGGAGGAUGGAAAUAAAAGUGGGCAGCCAUAUUCUCUUGCUUUCAACUGAGGAAGAAAGUAGUGGAUGGAAUAUUUGUAUGGGUAAAUUACUUACUCAUCUGCCACUUAAGGCACUGAACCAUGGAAAGAUGAGUUAAAAAACAGUUACAGCUUUUAGAGCAUUGAUAGUGGAGAGGAAGAAGCAGACUUGCACCCAGUGAACAACUGCAGCUCUGCCUGCAGGAGUCUAGGAACGAUCUUGAUUUCAGUGUUCUGGCCCGAUGUCCCCACCGGGGCAUUCAUAACUGUCAGAUUAUGUCAUGGUUUUUGAUUUGCAGAAUACCAUCAUUAUAAUAUGUAGUAUACUGAAAAAUACGAAAUGCAAACAGAGUUAAAAGGAGCACAAGGAAGAAAGAUUCAUUCUAAUCUGGAGGGCUAUGGGAAGAUUUUGUGGCAGAGACAGCAUUUGAAUUAGGCCUUAGAAAAUAGGUUGGCUUUAGACAGGAGAAAUGUGGAGUAGGGGGUGGCGAGUGGAGGGUGGAGGGGACACCUUUUCUAGCUGGAAGGAACAACAUAAUCAAAGGCAAGAGCCGGAGGAGCGCCAGCCACAGCAACAGGGUGUUAAGUGUGGGCAGGGUCCAGGAUCAAAAGAAAGGUUUACCAAUGAAGUUGGACUCUUUUUUGAAGGUAUUAAGAAUUGAUCAGAGAGUUCUGAGCAAGGCAGUGCUCUUUGGGAAGGUAGUUCUGCCUAGACAGGUGACAAGGGAGAGACACUGACUUAUUAAAUAUGGUUUCAUUUUAGGAGGCUGCUGGCUUUGUUGAUAAUGGACGUGAAUGUGCUACUGAAAAUAGAAUGUUGUCUGGUUAUAUGGGCUACCAAUUUUGUAAAAAGUAAAAUGCCAUAAAAUAAUACUAAAAUGUAAUCAAUAACCUUUGACAAUUCAGGAAAUAAUUUAAGAUUGUGUAUUAGUUGUUGUUGUUGGGUGUCAUCGAGUCGGUUCUGACUCAUAGUGACCCCGUGUGCUACAGAACCAAACACUGCUCAGUUCUGUGCCAU
Trichechus manatus latirostris (Florida manatee) is the source of this 5619-nucleotide messenger RNA. It is a transcript of the gene LSG1, whose product is annotated as large 60S subunit nuclear export GTPase 1. Bases 45 to 1631 code for a protein of 528 amino acids. The record is from RefSeq and is a predicted model, not a curated record. Gene Ontology annotation, biological process: ribosomal subunit export from nucleus. Gene Ontology annotation, molecular function: GTP binding; GTPase activity. The transcript has 12 exons. Gene Ontology annotation, cellular component: cytosol. Lineage: Eukaryota; Metazoa; Chordata; Mammalia; Sirenia; Trichechidae.